CAAUAACUGUUCCUUCAAUUUCUCAUCUAUCAAACUAUAAAAGAUAUGAAUGUCACAUUAUUUCUUCCAUUAGCAAUAUCAACAUUCCUAUUCAUCAUUAUUUCAAUCUCAUCUGCUUCCAGGGACACACCCCUAACCUAUACCAAUGGGCAACAACCACAACAACUUGGAAAACUAAAUGGAAGCAUAGAUGAUGAAGGCAAAAGAAGUUUAGAUGAAAAAGUGAAUGAGAAAAAUGCGAGUAAUCUACAUAUUGUUUCAAAGAAAGGAGGGGGAGGAAGAGGGGGCGGCGGAAGACGAGCAGGAGGAGGUUGGGGCAGCCGAGGACGAGCAGGAGGAGGUAGGGGCGGCGGAGGAUGGACAUGGAUAUUCGCAAAUUCCGGUGGAAGAAAUUGUAGAAAUUCAGCUUCUAGAUUUUGGAUCUUAUUACUAAUUAUAUUUGUAAUCUUGGAUAUAACGACGUUGUUUUUUUUCUAUUAAUUAUUUUUGUUAGUCCCAU
Arachis ipaensis is the source of this 499-nucleotide messenger RNA. Lineage: Eukaryota; Viridiplantae; Streptophyta; Magnoliopsida; Fabales; Fabaceae. The record is from RefSeq and is a predicted model, not a curated record.